GCUACAGUAUUACGUUCUUCUAUGCUUUGCUACACGUCUGGCAUAAAAUCCUGGAGGAAGCUUACAAAUCGUUCAGCCAUGGCGGCUGCUGCUGCUGCUGCUGCUCUCCAACAGCGGUGGUAGGAUCCUUGUGUUUCCAGAUACCAGUUAUUUAAGUGCAUUAUCACAAUGAGUCAAGAACUUCAGUAUUUAUUGGAAACAAAGAGAUUGGUAUCGCUUGUGGCAGUGGUAUUUGCUCUGUUUAUGAUGUUCCAGUAUUUUGAGUUUCCGUAUGGUGAUGUUGUAUCAUCCUUAUUCUCUGCCAGUAAGGCCCAAACAUUGGGGAACAUCACCCGUUUUGAUAGCUCUAACUAUACAAAGCCUGCUGGUAUACUUGGGAAGGAUAAUAGGACCAUAUACAAAGGAGAUGAUGUGGGAUCUGGAAAUUUUGAAUCAGAAAGGAAUGCGGACAUGGAUGAAUUCAUGGAAACAGGAGAUGAUGUAUCGAGAGAAGGGGUAGAAGAGGUAGAAAAAGCAGAAGUUUUGGCACCUGAGAAGGCCACAGAAUCUGGUGCUGAUUUUCUUAUCGGUAAUGUUAGUAAUUCAAACUCUGUCCAAGAUAUCGAGGAACCUGGGGGAUCACAGAAAAGCUCGGUUCCAUCAGACAAUAAAUCAUCUAUCAACGAAGUUCCUCCAGUUAAGGGAACACAUGAGAGGCCGAUGGGGGAAGUAGUAACAAUCUUGGAGAUGCAUGAUAUGUUAGUUAAUAAUCGUGCUUCAUCUCAUUCGAUGAAACCACGAUGGUCUUCAACAGUUGAUCAAGAAUUACUAGAUGCAAAAUUGCAGAUUGAGAAUGCUCCUGCCAUUGACAACGAUCAUACACUUCAUCCUUCCCUGUAUGUUAACAUUUCAAGGUUUAAGAGGAGCUACGAUUUAAUGGAAAAGAUUCUCAAGGUAUACAUUUACAAGGAGGGAGAAAAACCCAUAUUUCACCAGCCACAAGCAGUGCUCAAGGGAAUAUAUGCAUCCGAGGGAUGGUUCAUGAAGCAUAUGAAAGCAAGCAAACAUUUUGUUACCAAGAAACCGAAACAAGCCCAUCUAUUCUACAUUCCGUUUAGCUCUCGAAUGUUGGAAGAGAAACUCUAUGUGCUUGAUUCUCACAAUCAUAAAAACUUGGUAAAGUACUUGAAGGACUAUCUUGACUUAAUAGUUGGGAGAUACAAUUUCUGGAAUAGAACUGGUGGAUCUGAUCAUUUCUUCGUCGCUUGUCAUGACUGGGCCGCAUCUGAAACAAAGAAACAUAUGGAUACUUGCAUAAGGGCUCUGUGUAAUUCAGAUGUCAAAAAAGAAGGAUUCAAAUUGGGAAAAGACGUUGCUUUACCAGAAACAUUCGUUCGCUCAGCUAAGAACCCGUUAAGAGAAUUUGGAGGAAAACCCCCUUCCCAACGCUCAACACUAGCGUUCUUCGCUGGCCAAAUGCACGGUAACUUCCGUCCGAUUCUCUUACAACACUGGGAAAACAAAGACCCCGAUAUGAAAAUCUUCGGGAAGCUUCCAAAAUCUAAAAACAACAAAAACUACGUUCAGUACAUGAAGAGUAGCAAGUAUUGUAUAUGUGCCAAGGGUUAUGAAGUCAAUAGUCCUAGAGUUGUGGAAGCCAUCUUUUAUGAAUGUGUUCCUGUUAUCAUAUCCGACAAUUUCGUCCCACCAUUUUUCGAGGUUUUGAAUUGGGAAUCGUUUGCAGUUUUCGUUCAGGAGAAAGAAAUCGCUAAUCUGAAGAAUAUUCUUGUUUCGAUUCCACAGAAAAGGUAUCUGGUGAUGCAGGAAAGGGUUAAGCAGGUACAACAGCAUUUUCUUUGGCAUGUUAAGCCUGUGAAGUAUGACAUCUUUCAUAUGAUACUUCAUUCAAUAUGGUAUAAUAGAGUCUUCAGAAUAAAUCCCAGCUGAUAAUGGUGGUUUUCCGUUCUUAUUAUGAUCGUUGGCAGUAAUUACCGACAAAUUUUGUGCAUGAAAAAUGUACGUAAUUUGUAUAGUGGUUGCGUUCCAUUUUUUUUGGGGGCGUGAUGCACAAUUUCGACCACAUCCGUUUUUAUUCGUGUAUGAAAUAGUUGUAUCAUAUAAAACAAUGAGAGGGUUGAUUAUUGGAGAUCUAGAUAUUGAGCAUAGAUGUAUUGAGUUGAUUUUAUUUUUCUUACCUUUUCAAUGUAAUUUAUAAACAUAAUUCAAAUUAUUUAG
Molecule: messenger RNA, 2214 nt
Organism: Cynara cardunculus var. scolymus (artichoke)
Lineage: Eukaryota; Viridiplantae; Streptophyta; Magnoliopsida; Asterales; Asteraceae
Product: probable glycosyltransferase At5g03795
Exons: 5
Coding region: 169-1926 (585 amino acids)
Molecular function (GO): glycosyltransferase activity
Source: RefSeq, a predicted model, not a curated record